Drosophila willistoni is the source of this 1104-nucleotide messenger RNA. Its product is annotated as 2-aminoethanethiol dioxygenase. Lineage: Eukaryota; Metazoa; Arthropoda; Insecta; Diptera; Drosophilidae. The record is from RefSeq and is a predicted model, not a curated record. Gene Ontology annotation, molecular function: oxidoreductase activity, acting on single donors with incorporation of molecular oxygen, incorporation of two atoms of oxygen. Gene Ontology annotation, cellular component: mitochondrion. Bases 125 to 937 code for a protein of 270 amino acids. The transcript has a single exon.
GAUUGCCCAUCACUAUUGUAAACGGCUGGCUUCGACUUUAGUGUAAUUUGUUUAUCUGUGGAUUUCGAUUUUCUCAGUCGAGAAGCAAGCGACUGUCAGUUGGGGCCUCGGCUGAUAAAAAAAAAUGACCGCACACUUUAUUAAUGUGCUGCGUCAGGCCUUUAAGACAUUCGACCGGGCCAACAACAACAGCUUUCAGGCAAAUCUCCAGCAGUUGAAGCUUCUGACAGAUGAACUUACAUACCGCGAUUUGGAUCUCAAGGAGGACCUGUUUCGCAAUGCCGGCAAUGUUGGCCGUGCUCCUUGCACAUAUAUGCAUAUCUUUGAGGAUGAACGCUUCUCGAUGAGCCUGUUCAUUGUGCGUGAUAGCAGUUCCAUUCCCCUGCAUGACCAUCCCAUGAUGUAUGGCCUUUUGCGUGUUAUUUGGGGUCAAUUGCAUAUUCAAAGCUAUUCCCAGCAAUUGGAACCUCAUGAGCCGUUAACCUAUGAGAAGAAUCCCUCUGUGGUCAAAGUAUCAGCUGAGCCACCCUGCCUAGCCACAGUGGAAUCACCCACAGUUUUGCUUACUCCGCGCAAGCGAAACUAUCAUCACAUCACACAAUCCGUCACCCCAGGAGGGAAUGGAGUGGCAGCGUUUUUUGAUAUCCUAAGCCCACCCUAUGAUGCCAAUAUCCCCUUAUAUGGGCCACGUCGUUGCCGCUUCUAUCGCCCUAAAAUAUUGGAUAGCAAUGAGGUGCAAUUGCAUUGUAUACCGUCGCCCCUUAGUUACUAUUGUGAUAUGCUCGAUACGCCGGAGACUAUUCUGGCCUGUGGUUUCCGUUGUGCUGCCGAAGCGGCAGAAGGAGGAACAGGCAGUGAUGGAGGAGGAGGAGGAGGAGGAGGUGGUGGUGGUGGUACAACGGCUCAAGGACAAGGACAUGCCUCCAAAAUACAGUAAUAUUUAUCAUGGAAAUCCAUUUAAAUCUGAUAUUCUUAUUUUUUUUACCCUGUUUAACUUAUUUAAUCUCUAUGCAAAAAAAAAAAACAAAUUAGGCGACAAUUGCCAAGCAUUUUCUGUGUUAUUUAAAUAAAAAAAAGAAAUUUGCCUCUUUUUUUUUAUUUAAA